AUAUAAAGGGGCGCGGGAAGGCUCCGCCCCUUUCCGCGCCCCGGAGCCGCCAUGGACACGAGCCGCGUGCAGCCCAUCAAGCUGGCCAGGGUCACCAAGGUGCUGGGCCGGACCGGGUCCCAGGGGCAGUGCACUCAGGUGCGCGUUGAGUUCAUGGACGACACGAGCCGCUCCAUCAUCCGCAACGUGAAGGGCCCGGUGCGAGAGGGAGACGUUCUCACCCUGCUGGAGUCGGAGCGCGAGGCCCGGCGGCUGCGCUGAGCGGGACCGGCCCGAGCGCCUGUCCCGGGGCCGCCCGUCGGGGGAUGGAGCCUGGCGACCGGCCCUGCAUCCUCCGUCGGGAUGGAGCCUCGCGGGUGGGGAGGAGCGUGGUGGUGUUGCCAUUGCAAUAAAGGGGUUUUCCAAUAGUCCCGU
Messenger RNA from Empidonax traillii (willow flycatcher), 414 nucleotides. RefSeq names its product ribosomal protein S28 (gene RPS28). Gene Ontology annotation, cellular component: ribosome; cytosolic small ribosomal subunit. NCBI's taxonomy places the organism in Eukaryota, Metazoa, Chordata, Aves, Passeriformes, Tyrannidae. Bases 52 to 261 code for a protein of 69 amino acids. The record is from RefSeq and is a predicted model, not a curated record. Gene Ontology annotation, molecular function: structural constituent of ribosome. Gene Ontology annotation, biological process: ribosomal small subunit assembly; translation; maturation of SSU-rRNA. The transcript is spliced from 3 exons.